GUUUAUCCCCGGCUGCACAUUGUCCCAGCAGCUCGGCGCAGAAAUGACAUCACUGCUCUACCGUGUCUUUUUCUUUCGUUAAUGAAACAACCGAGCAGGGUAUAGGGGAUGUGUGCCUUGCCCGCUAGCCUGCUCACUCCCUCCUCUCAAGAGUCACAUUUUUUUUUUCUCAAUUCUUCGCUAGUCUAACCCACCGCACAGAUCCCCCGGCGGCGCAAGCGCAGUAGCCGCCCCACCGAGUUCGCUCGCUUGCUGGUCUCAUUACGGCUUCACUGGGAAGGAGGAUUCAAACUUCCGGUGUGGUGUCAUGGCGGCAUGUAGUGUCUGCUAAAAAGAAAAAAAAAUAACGAACCCCCCCACCGUCCGGGUCUGACAGCGGUUUUCCGAGGACUAUAGGGUCGAAAGUGACACACAAAGGCGCUCCUCGGGCUGGGAUUGCACGCUAGCCCACCGCGGCUCCUCUCGGCCGGCCAUGGCGGCGCACAAGCCCGUGGAGUGGGUUCAGGCCGUAAUUAAUAGAUUCGACGAGCAGCUUCCGAUCAAAGCAGGACAGCAGAACACCCACACCAAAGUCAGCACAGAGCACAAUAAGGAAUGUCUUAUCAACAUCUCCAAAUACAAGUUUUCCCUCGUCAUCAGCGGCCUCACUAACAUCUUGAAAAAUGUGAACAAUAUGCGGAUAUUUGGAGAAGCUGCAGAGAAGAAUCUCUACCUCUCACAGCUCAUUAUACUGGACACACUGGAGAAAUGCCUGGCAGGGCAACCCAAGGACUGCAUGCGGCUGGAUGAGACCAUGCUGGUGAAGCAGCUGCUGCCGGAGAUCUGCCAUUUCAUCCACACGUACCGCGAGGGGAACCAGCACGCCGCCGAGCUGCGCAGCUCUGCUUCCGGGGUGCUCUUCUCGCUCAGCUGCAAUAACUUCAACGCCGUCUUCAGCCGCAUCUCCACGAGGUUGCAGGAGCUCACAGUGUGCUCUGAAGACAACGUGGACGUGCACGACAUUGAGCUCAUACAGUAUAUCAACGUGGACUGCUCCAAACUCAAAAGGCUGCUCCAAGAAACGGUGUUCAAAUUCAAAGCCUUGAAAAAACCUGCACAGCUGAGUGUCAUCAACAGCCUGGAAAAGGCCUUCUGGAACUGGGUGGAGAAUUACCCCGAUGAGUUCACCAUGCUUUACCAGCGACCACAGACCGACAUGGCGGACUGUGCGGAGAAGCUGUUCGACCUGGUGGACAGCUUUGCGGAGAGCGCCAAGCGGAAGGCGGCGGUGUGGCCGCUGCAGAUCAUCCUCCUCGUCCUCUGUCCCGAGAUCACGCAGGACAUCUCCAAGGACGUGGUGGAAGAAAACAGAGUCAACAAGAAACUGUUCCUGGAUAACCUACGCAAGGCACUGACGGGCCAUGGGGGCAGCAAGCAGCUGACUGAGAGCGCUGCCAUCGCCUGUGUCAAACUCUGCAAGGCCUCUACCUACAUCAACUGGGAGGAUCACUCCGUCAUCUUCCUCCUGGUCCAGUCCAUGGUGGUAGACCUCAAGGCCCUGCUCUUCAACCCUGGCAAGCCGUUCUCCCGGGGCGCGGGAAGCCAGAGCGCCGACAUUGACCUCAUGAUCGACUGCUUUGUCUCCUGUUUCCGCAUAAACCCCCACAACAACCAGCACUUUAAGGUCUGCCUUGCCUCCACCUCUCCGCCCACCUUUCACUUUGUCCUGGUGAACUCCCUGCACAGAAUCAUUACCAAUUCGCCCCUGGACUGGUGGCCGAAGAUCGAUGCGGUGUACUGCUACUCCGGGGAGCUGCGCACCAUGUUUUUGGAGACGCUGAACCGGGUGAUGCAGGUCUGCAGCAGCCACGCGCCUCUGCGCUUGACGACGAGUCUGACAUUCAAAGAAAAAAUGACGAGCCUGAAGUUUAAAGAGAAGACGGCAGACCUGGACACCAGAAGUUAUAAGUACCUGCUGCUGGCUGUGGUGAAGCUGAUCCAUGCUGACCCAAAGCUGAUGUUGCACAAUCCCGGGAAGCAGGGCCAGGAGAUCCAGAGCAGCACAGCAGAGCUGAUCACGGGGCUGGUGCAGUUGGUGCCCCCGGCCAACAUGGCAGAGAUCGCCCAGGAGGCUAUGGAGGCAUUGUUAGUUUUGCACCAACCAGAAACCAUUGAGCUGUGGAACCCUGAUGCACCUAUAGAAACGUUCUGGGAUAUCAGCUCACAGGUGCUAUUCUUCAUCUGUAAGAAGCUGAUCGGCCACCAAAUGAUCAAUAGCACAGAGAUCCUGAAGUGGCUGCGGGAGAUCCUGAUCUGCAGGAACAAGUUUCUUCUCAAGAACAAGGAGAAUGCCACCCUGGGCAGCGGGAUUCCCAUCUGCAGGCAAGCCCAGACCAAGCUGGAGGUGUGCCUGUACAUGUUCCUGUGGAGCCCCGACAUCGAGGCCGUGCUGGUGGCCAUGUCUUGCUUCCGGCACCUGUGCGAGGAGGCGGACAUCCGCUGCGGAGUGGACGAGGUGCCCGUCCAGAGCAUCCUGCCCAACUACAACACCUUCAUCGAGUUCGCCUCUGUCAGCAACAUGAUGUCCACAGGUCGUGCAGCACUACAGAAGAGAGUCAUGGCCUUGUUGAGGAGGAUAGAGCACCCAACUGCAGGAAACAAAGAGGCUUGGGAAGACACGUAUGCAAAAUGGGACCAAGCUACUAAGUUAAUUCUUAAUUAUCCAAAAACUAAAAUUGAGGAUGGACAGGAAUGGAUCAACAUGACGGGGUUCCUGUGUGCUCUGGGUGGGGUGUGCCUGCAGCAUCGCAGCACCCCCGGACUGGCCACUUACAGCCCACCCAUGGGCCCCCUCAAUGAGCGCAAGGGCUCCAUGAUCUCCAUGGGCUCCAGCGAGGGAAAUGUAGAGACACCCCUCAGCAAGUUCCUGGACCGCUUGCUCUCGCUCAUGGUGUGCAACCACGAGAAAGUGGGCCUGCAGAUCAGGACAAAUAUCAAGGACCUGGUGGGCCUGGAGCUGAGCCCCGCACUGUACCCCAUGCUCUUCAACAAGCUCAAGAACAGCAUCAGCCGCUUCUUCGACGCACAGGGGCCUGUUCCGAUCAAUGACACUAACACGCAGUUCGUGGAGCAGACCAUUGCGAUCAUGAAGAACCUGCUGGACAAUCACACCGAGGGCAGCUCUGAGCACCUGGGCCAGGCCAGCAUUGAGACCAUGAUGCUUAACCUGGUCAGGUAUGUCCGAAUUCUGGGCAACAUGGUGCACGCCAUCCAGAUCAAGACCAAGCUGUGCCAGCUGGUGGAAGUGAUGAUGGAGCGCCGCGACGAUCUCUCCUUCUGCCAGGAGAUGAAGUUUCGGAACAAGAUGGUGGAGUACCUGACGGACUGGGUGAUGGGGAUCUCCAACCAGGCAGCUGAUGAAGACGUGAAGUGCUUGACUAGAGACCUGGACCAGGCCAGCAUGGAAGCUGUAGUGUCCCUGCUGGCUGGUUUACCCCUCCAGCCAGAAGAGGGCGAUGGUGUGGAGCUGAUGGAGGCGAAGUCGCAGCUUUUCUUGAAAGGUGUCUGUUGCAAGGGUGCCUUUUCUCCUUUGUCUCUCAUUCCCUGCCCUUGUCCCCUCCUCUGCCUCUCCGCCCUUCUCCUGCCAGGGCUCGGCUAUCACAAGGACCUCCAGACGCGAGCCACCUUCAUGGAGGUGCUGACGAAGAUCCUGCAGCAGGGCACGGAGUUCGACACGCUGGCCGAGACGGUCCUGGCCGACCGUUUCGAGAGGCUGGUGGAGCUCGUGACCAUGAUGGGCGACCAGGGGGAGCUGCCCAUCGCCAUGGCGCUGGCCAACGUGGUGCCCUGCUCGCAGUGGGACGAGCUGGCCCGAGUGCUGGUAACCCUGUUCGACUCGCGGCACCUCCUCUACCAGCUGCUGUGGAAUAUGUUCUCCAAGGAGGUGGAGCUGGCCGACUCCAUGCAGACGCUCUUCAGGGGGAACAGCCUGGCCAGUAAAAUCAUGACCUUCUGUUUCAAGGUCUAUGGUGCUACCUACCUGCAGAAGCUACUGGAGCCCCUCCUGAGAGGUGUGAUCACGACCCCAGAGUGGCAGCAGAUCAGCUUCGAGGUCGACCCUACCAGACUGGAACAGACAGAAUGUUUGGACGAAAACCAGCAGAACUUGCGGCAGAUGACCGACCGCUUCUUCCUCGCCAUCAUCAACUCGUCCUCCGAGUUCCCUCCGCAGCUGCGCAGCGUGUGCCACUGCCUGUACCAGGCAACUUGCCACUCUCUACUGAAUAAAGCCACAGUUAAAGAAAAAAAGGAAAGCAAAAAAUCAGUGGUCAGUCAGCGGUUCCCUCAGAAUAGCAUUGGGGCAGUAGGCAGUGCCAUGUUCCUGCGCUUCAUCAACCCCGCCAUCGUCUCCCCUUAUGAAGCCGGGAUCCUGGACAAGAAGCCACCCCCCAGGAUAGAGAGGGGCUUAAAAUUAAUGUCCAAGAUCCUCCAGAGCAUCGCGAACCACGUUCUGUUUACAAAAGAAGAGCACAUGAGGCCUUUUAACGAUUUUGUGAAAAGCAAUUUUGAAGCCGCAAGGAGGUUUUUCCUGGACAUCGCGUCCGACUGUCCCGCCAGCGACUCGGUCAACCACAGCCUGUCCUUCAUCAGCGACGGGAACGUGCUGGCCCUCCACCGCCUGCUGUGGAACAACCAGGAGAAGAUCGGGCAGUACCUCUCCAGCAACAGGGACCACAAAGCAGUAGGACGACGGCCCUUUGACAAGAUGGCCACCCUCCUGGCUUACCUGGGUCCCCCAGAGCACAAGCCCGUCGCGGACACCCACUGGUCCAGCCUCAACCUGACCAGCUCCAAGUUUGAGGAGUUCAUGACCAGGCACCAGGUGCACGAGAAGGAGGAGUUCAAAGCUCUGAAGACGCUGAAUAUCUUUUACCAGGCGGGCACUUCCAAAACUGGCAACCCAGUGUUUUACUACAUCACGCGCAGGUUUAAGACUGGUCAGAUCAACGGGGACCUCCUCAUCUACCACGUGCUACUGACCCUGAAGCCCUACUACGCCAAGCCCUACGAGAUAGUGGUGGAUCUCACCCACGCCGGUCCCAGUAACCGGUUCAAAACCGACUUCCUGUCCAAGUGGUUCGUGGUCUUCCCGGGCUUCGCGUACGAGAAUGUGGCGGCCGUGUACAUCUACAACUGCAACUCCUGGGUGCGGGAGUACACCAAGUACCACGAGCGCCUCCUCACCGGGCUCAAGGGCAGCAAGAAGCUCCUGUUCAUCGACUCGCCCGGGCGGCUGGCGGAGCACGUGGAGCCCGACCAGCAGAAGCUUCCCGCUGCCACGCUGGCCCUGGAGGAGGACCUGAAGGUGUUUCACAACGCCCUCAAACUGGCGCACAAGGACACCAAGGUCUCCAUCAAGGUGGGCUCCACCGCCGUGCAGGUGACCUCGGCAGAGCGCACGCGCGUCCUGGGCCAGUCCGUCUUCCUCAACGACAUCUACUACGCCUCGGAGAUCGAGGAGAUCUGCCUGGUGGACGAGAACCAGUUCACCCUGACCAUCGCCAACACGGGCACCCCGCUGACCUUCAUGCACCAGGAGUGUGAGGCCAUCGUGCAGUCCAUCAUCCACAUCCGCACUCGCUGGGAGCUCUCGCAGCCCGACUCCAUCCCCCAGCACACCAAGAUCCGGCCCAAAGAUGUCCCAGGGACGCUGCUCAACAUCGCCCUGCUCAAUCUGGGCAGCUCCGACCCCAGCUUGCGUUCUGCAGCCUAUAACCUGCUGUGUGCCUUAACCUGCACCUUCAACCUGAAGAUCGAGGGUCAGCUGCUGGAGACAUCAGGUCUCUGCAUCCCGGCCAACAACACGCUCUUCAUCGUCUCCAUCAGCAAGACGCUGGCCGCCAACGAGCCCCACCUCACGCUGGAGUUCCUGGAGGAGUGCAUCUCGGGCUUCAGCAAAUCCAGCAUCGAGCUGAAGCACCUGUGUCUGGAGUACAUGACGCCCUGGCUGCUGAAUCUGGUGCGCUUCUGCAAACACAACGAUGACGCCAAGAGGCAGAGAGUCACGGCCAUCCUGGACAAGCUCAUCACCAUGACCAUCAACGAAAAGCAGAUGUACCCAUCCAUCCAGGCCAAGAUCUGGGGAAGUCUAGGGCAGAUCACAGACCUGCUGGACGUGGUGUUGGACAGCUUCAUCAAGACCAGCGCUACAGGCGGGUUGGGCUCCAUCAAAGCGGAAGUCAUGGCUGACACAGCUGUGGCUCUGGCGUCCGGCAACGUUAAGCUGGUUUCAAGCAAGGUGAUCGGGAGGAUGUGCAAAAUCAUCGACAAGACCUGCCUGUCGCCGACCCCUACGCUGGAGCAGCACCUGAUGUGGGACGACAUCGCCAUCCUGGCGCGCUACAUGCUGAUGCUGUCCUUCAAUAACUCGCUGGACGUGGCGGCCCACCUGCCCUACCUCUUCCACGUGGUGACGCUGCUCGUGGCCACCGGGCCGCUGUCCCUGCGCGCCUCCACGCACGGCCUGGUCAUCAACAUCAUCCACUCCCUCUGCACCUGCUCCCAGCUCAACUUCAGCGAGGAGACCAAACAGGUCCUGCGUCUCAGCCUGACGGAGUUCUCCCUGCCCAAGUUCUACCUGCUCUUCGGGAUCAGCAAGGUCAAGUCGGCCGCCGUCAUCGCCUUCCGCUCCAGCUACCGGGACCGCUCCUUCUCCCCGGGCUCGUACGAGCGCGAGACCUUCGCCCUCACCUCCCUGGAGACGGUCACCGAGGCGCUGCUGGAGAUCAUGGAGGCGUGUAUGAGGGAUAUUCCCACAUGCAAGUGGCUGGAUCAGUGGACAGAGCUGGCCCAGAAGUUUGCUUUCCAGUACAAUCCGUCCCUGCAGCCCCGAGCUCUGGUGGUGUUUGGCUGCAUCAGCAAAAGGGUGUCUCAUGGCCAGAUCAAACAGAUCAUACGCAUCCUCAGCAAGGGUCUAGAGAGCUGUUUAAAGGGCCCAGAUAAUUACAACAGCCAGGUAUUAAUAGAGGCCACAGUCAUUGCACUGACCAAACUGCAGCCACUUCUGAACAAGGACUCUCCCAUGCACAAAGCGCUGUUCUGGGUGGCCAUCGCUGUCCUGCAGCUGGAUGAGGUCAACCUGUACUCUGCCGGUACUGCUUUGCUGGAGCAGAACCUCCACACGCUGGACAGCCUGAGAGUCUUCAAUGACAAGAGUCCUGAGGAGGUGUUCAUGGAGAUCAGGAAACCUUUGGAAUGGCACUGCAAACAGAUGGAUCAUUUUGUCGGCCUCAACUUUAAUUCCAACUUCAACUUUGCGCUAGUUGGACAUCUGCUGAAAGGGUACCGGCACCCCUCCCCCACCACGGUGGCGCGGACAGUGCGCAUCCUCCACACCCUCCUGGCCCUGGUGGGCAAGCACCUCAACUGCGACAAGUUCGAGGUCAACACCCAGAGCGUGGCCUACCUGGCAGCACUCUUGACCGUCUCGGAGGAAGUGCGCAGCCGCUGCAGUCUCAAGCACAGGAAGUCCCUGUUGUUGUCUGACGUUACCAUGGAGAAUGUUCCCAUGGACACCUACCCCUUGCAUCACAGCGACCCCAGCUGCAGGACGCUGCGAGAGAGCCAGCCCUGGGCUUCCCCCAAAGUCUCAGAGCGGUAUCUGGCUGCCAACUACCCCACUGUGGGGCAGAUCAGCCCCCGCACGCGCAAGUCCAUGAGCCUGGACAUGGGUCAGCCCUCACAGGCCAACACCAAGAAGCUGCUGGGGACGCGGAAGAGCUUCGACCACUUGAUAUCGGACACUAAAGCACCAAAGAGACCAGAGAUUGAAUCUGGCACCACCACGCCUCCCAAGAUGAGGAGAGUAGCAGAAAACGAUUAUGAAAUAGAGACCCAAAGAAUAGCCAACUCCCAGCAGCACCCACACCUGCGGAAGGUCUCGGUGUCGGAGUCCAACGUGCUGCUGGACGAGGAGGUCCUCACUGACCCCAAAAUCCAGGCCCUGCUCCUCACUGUCCUAGCCACACUGGUGAAAUACACAACAGACGAGUUUGACCAGAGGAUCCUGUACGAGUAUUUAGCUGAAGCUAGCGUUGUCUUCCCAAAGGUCUUUCCAGUUGUCCACAACUUACUGGACUCGAAGAUAAAUACCCUCUUAUCACUGUGCCAGGACCCCAACCUACUGAACCCCAUCCAUGGCAUUGUGCAGAGUGUGGUGUACCAUGAAGAGUCACCCCCUCAGUACCAGCCCUCCUAUCUGCAGAGCUUUGGUUUCAAUGGCUUGUGGAGGUUCGCCGGACCCUUCUCAAAGCAAACCCAGAUCCCAGACUAUGCCGAGCUGAUCGUGAAGUUCCUGGAUGCCUUGAUCGACACCUACCUGCCGGGUAUCGACGAGGAGACGAGCGAGGAGUCUCUGCGGACGCCCACGUCUCCGUACCCUCCGCCGGUGCAGAGCCAGCUCAGCAUUACCGCCAACCUCAACCUCUCCAACUCCAUGACCUCGCUCGCCACCUCCCAGCAUUCCCCAGGGAUCGACAAAGAGAACGUGGAGCUGUCCCCCACCACGGGCCACGCCAACAGCGGCCGCACGCGGCACGGCUCGGCCAGCCAGGUGCAGAAGCAGAGGAGCGCCGGCAGCUUCAAACGGCCCAGUAUUAAGAAGAUCGUGUGAAGAAGGAAGUCUGUCCCCCGGGGGAGGAGGAGGGGGGAUAUCCCAGCCAACCUCGCCAGUCAUGAUGCUGCACUUUUUCCUUUUUUUUUUUAACCUUUAACCCGUCAAGUCAGCCAGUUUGCCUGACGAUCAACAUUGAAGAACUGCCUGAAUUUGAAAGCCUUUGUUUUUAAUUUUUUUUGUUUUUUGUUUCAAAAAAAGCCAGCCAGUGUUUCUGAAGCAUUACAGAAGACCUUUUUAAUUUUUUUUUUUGUUUUUGUUGUUGUUUUUGAGGAUGUAUUAAUUUACAUAAUAAAAUAUAUAUUAGACUUUUUUUGAGGAAUAUUUUAGCUGGAAGAAAGCACUGAAACUCUCAACACUGCAGCAGUCGUCAGAAAACGGAAGCCAUUUGCUAUAGUUCAAACUUCUUGCUUCGAUUUUUUUUUGCCUUUUUUAUAGUAGUAGUUUAAAAAAAAAAGACUAUUAUUUGCACACUUUUCUUUAAUCCACAGAACGUGGCUUUUUAUCGUGGGUUGAAGGAAUCUGCUAGCCAGGGCCUCUUGCACGUUUCCUUGAGUGGAAUUUUCCUUGUCGUCGAGUUAGGAGUGUGAAAGGCCGGCCAGCCAGCCCGAAGGACUUGUUUAUUUGGGCCGGAAAGUCGGCGAGCUGGGUACUCAUUCGGAUUGUCUUAGAAACCGUGGGGAGGCGAGAAUCGUCAAGCACGGCUCUUUUGACCUCCAGCUGUAAGGAUCCGUCUGCGGCGAGGAGCUCCGUACAGAUGUUCGCGCGCUGCUCGUGGGCUCCGCGCGGGGCGACGGUGUCGUCUGACUGAAGACCCGUAGUCGGUCGAAGGAAAUCCGUCCGCCACCUCCACUGGCCCGGUCUUCUUGCAGAAAUGCACACCGCUUCCCCGCUGUGCCCCCGGGGAGGGAAUCCGCCGCCAGAACAUCAGCACCCGGACCAGGAAACCCAGUGAACCCAGCGGAGUGGAGAUCAGACCGGACCACGGAUCGCCCAGCUCGGGAACUCGAUUUCAUCCGCAGUAGUGAAAUCCAAAACGUAUUUAAGACAAAGUGGGAGGGGGAAAAAGCCCUCUCUCUCCCACACACACACACACAUUUUGGGAUGUUGUUCAAUCCAUUGUGUGCCUUCGUCAGGGUUUUCAGAUGUUUAUAGUUUGUAAAAUAAGCGAAGCCUUGCUUUGGAAAGUAAAAACAGGUACUAAUUUUAGACUGUACAUACGGUAAAGAAAAGCAUUGUAAACAGGAUCAUACGACAAUAUACAAUCAAUCAUCAGUACCCCGCUGCCUGGUAGUGUUUGCCCUGUAUAGCAAAAUAUCCAUUAUAAAGAACUUUUUUAACUUUAAUUCAUAAACAAACUGACUGCGAGACACUAGAAGUACACGCAAACUUGUAAAUAGAAAAGCUCCUUUAUUUUAUUGAUGAAAAAAAUGACAGUUUGAUUUGUUUACAGUCCAGAAGAUGACAGUGGAUACAGUUGUUAUAUGCAAAACAAAUUUGCCAAAACCGUAAUAUAGAAUUUACAAAUAUAUAAGUAAAUACGAUAUAUAGUAUUGAUUAGCUUGCAGGUAUGUUGAUUGACCAUUCUAAUGGCCACAGUAGCUGUAGGAGAGAGCUGUCUGAAAUAGCAGCGGGAGUGUUUCUGAACAUUGUGACGCGCAGUAGAAGAUGCUGUUUAGUUUAGGCACUGUGUGAUGCCAAGAGCUUUCCUGAAGCAUUAAAACAGCGGAGAACUGACUGUCUUACAGUAGAUUAAGCUAUUUCCCUUCUAGGUGUGGUCUGUCGUGUGAAAGUGCAGAACUAAACUAUUUUGGUGGGUACCCUUGGCAUGCAGGUGGCCUUUGUACCAGGGAUAACACCAGGAAAAACUGACAGCUUCCCCCCGCGCCUUCUCCGACUGGCGUUGUCAGCCAAGCGCAUUAAAACGGCAGACUUGGUGCUCCCGUUAGAAUUGAUAGAAAUGCCGCGCGUGCAGUUCCAGAACGGCGCCACCUGGUGGGCAGUCGCGGGCUUUCCCGCUGCCAGAGAGCCACGCUGGCUCCCAAGUGCCUCUGGGAGGGGCCAGGGUCUCGGCUGCCCUUUCCUUUGCGACUCCCUCGCUUCUGCCAGUUGAUUAGACGAUGAGCUUUUGGGGGGGGCCCUCCUCCCUGGCCCCUCCAGCCUCCUCUCUUGGUGUACAGCACGAGAGACGAGAGAGAGGGGCCUCAAGCGGUGACGUACUCUUCGCUGCUAAUCCUAAAAUGAACACCCACUUGCAAAGAGCGUGGAGCUGGAUGCACCCUCUUGAACUACCUUGUGCUUUUUGUGCACACAGUCUAGUCGCAAUCUCGGAUAGCAAAAUGAGGUUUUGAGUGUUUUUGCGCUCUGAAUUAGGACAGACUUGCCCCCAUUGAUGUUUUAAGAGCAGAAUGUGUGCUUUUGUUUUAAAAAUAAAAGCUCCUGAUUGCUAGCCUUGCUUGGUUUGGCUGCCAGGGCCUGUUUCAGUGCAGUUGUAAAUGCUGCGAUCGAUUCAGAGCUGCCAGCACAUCUGAAUGCUCUGUUUUCAGGCAUAUUACAAACCCCAGACCCUUUCUAGUUAUUCUCGGUGCGAUUUAAACAAAAAGCGUGGUGCUACUGACAUGAUACUGACCAAACGCUGCGUUUUGGCUUUUAAUAUUAGCAAAACCGGAGUGCAGCUCUUCGAACGAACAGCCGCCGAAACAGCCUGGCGCGCGUUGUACACUCGAGGGGAGAGGGGCCCAGGUGCUGCCUGAAGUGGCCGUGACUGCAUUUUUUUCAAGAGGACGCCAGUCCUGUGAGGGAGUUUGUUCUGCACCUCUUCACAUGAACCAGCUCCAACCUGCCGUUCUUGUUUUUGUGUGUGUCGUCGAGUGCUGUGUUAUGCAUCCAAACAAUAUAUAAUACACAGUCCUAAUGAAAUUGGUGCACACACGCCUCGUUUCAAAUGGUGACCCGUUGUUCUGUCGAAACCUGUAGGUGCUAAUUCAAGGAAGGAUGGAUGGAUACCAUCGAAAGCGAAAAAGUCAUCUUAAAUGGGUAUAUUUUGUUUACAAAUGUUUAAAUACUUGAAUUGACAGUAACAACCUAUCUGGAAUACAGCCCUUCCUCUCAAAGAGAGCCAAUAAAGGGAAAAAAUAGCUUUGAAAGUAACAUAAAGGUACCAAACCCACUCUGACAAGGUGUUACAGACCUUAAUGUUGUAUUGUUAAAGGAACCAAAGUACAGGAACUGCAAUAUAGUGACAGAAUAAGCUCCUAUAUCACUGACUUUAAGAGAGAAAGUUCAUUUGAGAGUGAGGGACGGAGGCAGCCUGAGUUUUGUAUUAUAUAUAUUUACAGAUAGUGAAUGCUUUUUGAUUAUCUUGAUAUUAUAGUUAACAAAAUACCGACCAAAAUAAUUAAUGCAGUCGCUAGUGGAGGGAGUAUGUAUAUUAAAAUAGGUCUGGACAGUGUAAAGGUGAUUUAACAAAUGUAGCCAAGGUACUUUAAAAGUUUGUUUGCUCCUUGUAGGCCUUUCCAAGGUUUUCCCAAGCUAGAAAUCCGUUCGUUCCUGUGUCAUAAGGCUGAGAAGAAAAGGACCAUCUUUGGUUCUGUAAUUUGGUUGUGGGAGCCACCUUCUCCUGAGAACCCACCCCUUAUUUGCCGUUUGUCUGCCGAUGCCACUUCGACCGGGUGUUUCCGAGAGCGUCGCCCCCAGUCUCUCUAGGUUUUGGACCGCCAGUAACCGAGAUGCUGUACAGGAGAGGCCUGAGACGAAACUGAUUCAGCUGAGGGGAGGAUUCUGGGUGCAUCUCUGCUUUAUUUGUGUUUCGUGCCAGGGUGCAGAAUGCAGUUUUCCCUCCCCAGGCAACUUGCUCUCUCUUGUCACAAGUGUCACCUGGCGCAGCGCGAUGCAGACAUUGCGCAGAAAGAAAUCUCGCGCCUUAGCAGAAGGUGGGAGAAGCUCUGUCUGCACAACUGUAUGGGAAGGGAAAAACGACUAGUUGGAUCAACUCGCUUAUAAGCCUUUAGUCUCCAAUGCGGGGUUAUUUCAGUUUUCAAUAGAUGAUACCGAAUUAGUAAAAAUUGUUUAUUGAAUAGGAACUAACUUAAAAAUAUUUUCACUCAUUUUGGAAUUCCCAUUUUCUCACCCUUUAAUGAGAAAUAUUUUGGGAAUUCCUCCUCAAAUGAAUGCUCUGCACCUGUGUGACAAUGGUACGCAACUGUAGGGGGAAUAGCGAUGGACUGGGAACUGGAUACUGAAAAGGUUAGCAAGCACAGACGUGACGUUUGUUAGCUGGGAACUCCAGAAUAUGGCAGACUGAGUGGCGGCUGUUGGUUUGCAUUGCAGAGAUAAAGGUCCUGCCUCUGACUGGAUAGCGAAACAAAGCUCAUCCGGAACCGAGACCUUUUAAAAAAUACAACCACCAUUUUCUGAGGGCACCUAAUGAUUUUCAAAAAGAUUUUAAAAGCUGAGAGUGCACAUAGAGCAGAUGACCUGGUUUGUGUGAAGGCUGUUUUGUAGUGUGUAGAAUUGCACUAUUCCUAACUGCAGUCAGACAUGUCGUUUGCAAGGAGUAAUGACCUAAAAUUAGGCACCUCUUCCAUGAGGUUAUGCAAAACACAUUUUCGCCACAAGGAGUCACUGUUGAGCGUUAGCCACACUAUUUUUUUUAAUGCAGUACGUUUCACCUCUGUAAAUAUUUUGUGUAAAAUUUGACAAAGGUAUAUUUACUACACUGUAAAUACAUGUGACGAUAUAUUGUAUUAUUUUGCUUUUUUGUAAAGCAGUUAGUUGCUGUACAUGUAUAACAUACAAAUUUAAUUAUUCUAGUGUUAGUAAUGAUACUCUCCACUUUCAUUGCAUUAUGCCAUUAAAAUAAACAUACUGAGAAAAAAAUAGAGAUGACUACAAAUUGCUGUGUAUUAUAAACUCGCACUGUGUAAGGUAAACUUUACUGUUCCCUUUGGACUUCGCCAUGAGCAAUGUUACCUUAAUGAAUAGCCUCAUUCCUUUUACUUCUGUGUGGCAAAGACAUGCCAGAGGAACUCAUCAGAUGCUACAGAAACUGCUGUCAGAUUUGGAUAUGUUACUCGUAGCUACCAUUGUAGAAAUCAUUGUUCAAAGUUUUUGCUCGUCCCACCUCUCUCCCUUUCCAUUUCCAUCCCUGUAUGUAUGACUUUUUUUGGAAGUAAAAAUGUAAAUUCAACCUGUUAA
Lepisosteus oculatus (spotted gar) is the source of this 13846-nucleotide messenger RNA. NCBI's taxonomy places the organism in Eukaryota, Metazoa, Chordata, Actinopteri, Semionotiformes, Lepisosteidae. The record is from RefSeq and is a predicted model, not a curated record.